CAUUUCUCAAUUUUUUUUAUUAAUAUUGUUAGGUGAAAGUAACUAAUUGUAAUAUUCUUAUUAAAUUACUUUUUUCGAUUAAUGGUCAGUUACAGCAUGAAUUCACAAAAUCUGUAGUACUAUUUAUAUCUCAAUAAAAUUGUAUCUAAUUGUCUCAAUUACAUUUGUGGAUUCCAGACGUCAUACCUUAUCUCUGUUAACACACAUUUGCUUGAAAAGUGUCACUUCAUCUCUCAAACAUGCUGGACUGUUCUGAGAUUAAUGUAACUAUAAGAAAAGCCAAAAAGGAGGAUAUGAUCCAAGUCUACAAACUAAUCAAGGAACUUGCAGAAUUUGAAAAACUAGAAGACCAAGUAAAAAUUGACGAAAAAACCUUGAUUAAAGACGGGUUUGAGACCGAUAAUCCAGUUUUCACGUGUCUUGUGGCAGAAAUCUCAGAUGGACACUUAGUCGGAUAUGCAUUGUAUUACACGUCUUACUCGACUUGGUUGGGAAAAUCAGUUUUCCUUGAAGAUUUAUACGUCCAACCCGCAUACAGGAAAAUAGGAAUAGGGAAACAGUUAUUUAUGGCAGUGGCCAAAACCGCACAUGAAUUAUCUAGCAAAAGAUUAGAUUUUCACGUUCUCUCCUGGAACCCUGCCAUAGACUUUUAUAAAAGUUUGGGCGCUGAAAAUUUAACAGUUUCCGAGAAAUGGCAGCUUUUUAGACUGAAUGAGCAGGCUUUGAAUAAAAUGUUUUCGUAAAAA
This is a messenger RNA of Tribolium castaneum (red flour beetle), 746 nucleotides long. RefSeq lists its product as uncharacterized. The coding region runs from base 240 to 743 and encodes 167 amino acids. The transcript has 2 exons. Gene Ontology annotation, molecular function: N-acetyltransferase activity. Lineage: Eukaryota; Metazoa; Arthropoda; Insecta; Coleoptera; Tenebrionidae. The record is from RefSeq and is a predicted model, not a curated record.